Leptopilina boulardi is the source of this 1608-nucleotide messenger RNA. RefSeq names its product lysosomal thioesterase PPT2 homolog (gene Ppt2). The coding region runs from base 122 to 991 and encodes 289 amino acids. NCBI's taxonomy places the organism in Eukaryota, Metazoa, Arthropoda, Insecta, Hymenoptera, Figitidae. Gene Ontology annotation, cellular component: lysosome. The transcript has 4 exons. The record is from RefSeq and is a predicted model, not a curated record. Gene Ontology annotation, molecular function: thiolester hydrolase activity; palmitoyl hydrolase activity.
UUCCCUUCCCAUGAUGCAAUGUCAUUCCUUUGUUGUUGUUUUUAAGUCGAACCAGAGUCGAACGUUUAGUUCUCAUCCAAUCAUGCUUGACGCUUGAUAAAGUUAAAUCAAAAAUUUAAAAAUGUCAAACUACAAAAUAUAUUUUUCUUUAAUAUUCUGCUCCAUUUUUGCUAAUUUUACUGCAAAAUCAUAUAGACCUGUAGCUGUGAUUCAUGGCAUUCUUACAGGAGAUGACAGUAUGAAAGAAAUUAGCAAUCACAUACAGGAGAUGCAUCCAGGAACUGUGAUCAACAACACUGGACGAUACUCUGGUUGGAGUAGCUUGGAUCCUAUGUGGAAACAAGUAGAAGAAGUAGGAAAAGACGUCUUAGCUUUUGGUGCUCAAUUUCCUGAUGGAAUUAAUUUAUUAGGUUAUAGUCAAGGAGGAUUACUAGCUAGAGCAAUUUUGCAAAGAUUUCCCGAACACAACGUCAGAAAUUUUAUUUCCCUAAGUUCUCCACAAGCUGGCCAAUACGGGACACGUUUCCUGCACUUAAUUUUUCCAGAUUUAUUCUGUGAAACAGCAUAUGAACUCUUUUAUUCAAGACUUGGACAACACACGAGUGUUGGAAAUUAUUGGAAUGAUCCACAUCAUCAGGAAUUAUACUACAAAUAUAGCAAAUUUCUUCCAUUUAUUAAUAAUGAAAAAGAUUUUAAUAGUACCAUAAAUCUUAAAUCUGGUAUUACCAAACUGGAAAAAAUGGUUCUUAUUGGAGGCCCGGACGAUGGAGUUAUUACGCCAUGGCAAAGUGCUCAUUUUGGUUAUUACGAUACAAAUGAGACAGUCGUAGAAUUAAGAGAUCGCGUGACAUAUCGCGAAGAUUUAAUUGGGUUAAAAACCUUAGAUAAAAAGAAAAAAUUAAUAAUAUUAUCUGUGCCAGGAAUUUCUCAUUUUGAUUGGCACACAAAUACCUCGAUAGUAGAUCAAUUUUUAUUACCUUAUUUAGACUAAAUUAUUCUAUAAACAAUUAGAAAAGUUUGAAUCUCAACAAAAAAUGGGAAUGAAAAUAGUAUAAUUAAUUUAAUACUCAAUAACUUAAAAGUAAAUAAUUAUAAAAUGUGAAGAAAAUAUAUUUGUGAUUUAUGUGCCAAGCAAACUAUUGUUAAUUACAUGAUUGUCUUCUAAUUGUUAAGAUGAUUAAAAAAAAUAAUGAAAUUAUGAAUUUACAUGGCUAAAUUUCAUAAAAUUGAAUUUUUUAUUAAAAGUGAAAAAUUGUGCGCAAUUAAAAAUAUUUUUAUAACUUAUACAAACGCACAGUAGAAAAUGUAAACAACUGAGCAUAUAUAUCGCGUAAAAGAUAUGAAAAUAUUUUGCCAAAUGUAGUUAUUUACAAUAAACGCGUGCGCACACAUACAUGAAUGCAAUUAUAUCGUUUAAAAGAGGAAUACUAUUCAUACUUGACAAGUCUGACUGAUUGUGAUUGUAAUUGUAUUUGACCUUUUGUGUUACCUGAUAUUAUUUUAUUGUAAAAGUUUUACAUACCUACGUGUAUAAAACAUAACAUUAAUUGUAUAUUAUUGUCAAUGUACAUAUAUUUAUAUUUUCAAUUAAAUUGAGGAUUCAAUUCA